ACGUGUGAAUAGGGGUGGUCAUUAGCAGUCGAGAGGGGGAGGUCUCACUCUAUCUAUUUAUUUUUUCUUUUCUCGUACCGUCACCCGCACUUAGCAUCGCCAUAAUUGCAUUUUAUCUGCCUCGGUGGACAGUUAGCGGUGUUUUUAAGCUUUUUCAUGUCGAGUAAAACACUGGGGCGCCCCCCUCUUUUCGUUUGUCGGUCGUAACGUCCGAACGUCCAGCUGAUUGCUUUGAGUGCCGUUCAAUUAUUCCAGUUCAAACUGAGCCGUUUUGUUUGACUUAACGGAUGUUUUUUUGUGGCCGAAAAGGGCCGAGCUCGCCACCUUUUUUCGCCGACUUGUGGACUUUAAAAGAAAGAGGACAUUUAUCUUUUUGUCUAACUUGAGUGUCGGAUCGUUUUUCUUAUUGAACGACCAGGCCCCGGACUCAUCCCCAGCCUCGCGUUUCCAUAUCGGUUUUUGUUGGAAGUCAUGGGAGACACUAGUGAACGAAGCAAACCUCCGAGUCUACCUCCCCGGUGUCCCUGUGGAUUUUGGGGGUCCAGUAAAACCAUGAACCUCUGCUCCAAAUGUUUUGCUGACAUCCAGAAGAAGCAGCCAGGGGAGGACUGCACCUCCAAGCCCAUCCAAAGCACUGGGAGUAGCCAAUCGCCAGUUUUCAGUAGCGAGACGAGCAGUAGCAGUAGCCAAUCCCUAUUGUCGUCGCCGCCCUCUAGCUCCGAGCAGCCGUCAACCGAAGAACCCUCGCCCACGUUUCCCAGCAUGAGGGAAGGCAUGUCGUCCACAGAAACAGCCCAAGGCACACUCUGCACACCCACAAAACGUCCACGAGAAUCAGCGUCAGGCUCGGAGAGCGAGGCGACGCCGGAGAAACGGCCACGGACAGACGAGAAGGAGCAGAGCAGCGAGGAGGCCCGUGGGACGCCCAAGCAGAAGAACCGUCGGCGCUGCUAUCGCUGCCAAACCAAACUAGAGCUGGUGCAGCAGGAACUGGGCUCCUGUCGCUGUGGCUAUGUAUUCUGCAUGCUCCACCGUCUACCCGAGCAGCACGACUGUCUGUUCGACCAUCUGGGCCGCGGGCGCGAGGAGGCCGUCCUCAAGAUGGUGAAGCUGGACCGCAAGGUGGGCCGCUCGUGCCAACGCAUCGGGGAGGAGUGCUCCUGAUUGGCCACGUGGUGACCAGCCAUCCAGUUAGAGAUGAGGCGCUUACAAAGAGGAGGAGGAGGAGGAGGAAGGAGAGCUAGGAGAAAUGACAACUGGGGGUGAUGGGUGGGAGGGGGAGGGAGGGAGGGGGGGGAGGGAAGAAGAGGAGGAGGGGAGGGAGCACGGUUGUAACAUCUUGCAUCUGACCCGACAAUUCUGGAUCUGAGCUUGACGCCGCCCUGUCGAUGUCCCGAUUUCCUGCGUGGAGCGUCUGUUUGGAGUCGGCUCUGGACGAGGCCGCUCGGGGGCCCACAGGGGGCCUGGUGGCUGUUCUGCGGAGCCACGUUCAGUAUCGCAUGUUCACACACACAGCCUUAACCCAACCCCCCCCCCCCCCAGUCUUCAGAGGAAGGACACCGCGGAGACGGAUCCAGUUAGUCGUACAUUAUGCACAUGUUUCUCGCCACGGUUUCCUCCUCUUUGCUCAUGCUCCUUUUUUUCAGUACAGGAAGUAACGGAAGGUGAACUGUUGUAGCGUUUGGCUGAACUGAUCUGUUUUGGAUACUCAUUCAAUAAAGUUCUGUUUCUUUUUUUUUUUUUUUUUUUUUUU
Messenger RNA from Epinephelus fuscoguttatus (brown-marbled grouper), 1753 nucleotides. RefSeq names its product AN1-type zinc finger protein 3-like. The record is from RefSeq and is a predicted model, not a curated record. The transcript is spliced from 6 exons. Lineage: Eukaryota; Metazoa; Chordata; Actinopteri; Perciformes; Serranidae. Gene Ontology annotation, molecular function: zinc ion binding; DNA binding. Bases 472 to 1164 code for a protein of 230 amino acids.